ACUCACCUCUGCUUCUUCUUCACUGUACAUGAUCACCAUCACCAUCACCGUCACCAUCACCUUUACCUCCAUCAAGCAAUCAUGGAUUUCGUUCACACUCUCCUGAAUUUACUCGCUUCAAUGGCAACUAUCGGUGCCUUAUUCUUCCUCACACCACUCUAUACUUUUCUCAAAGCUUUCUGCUACAUAUAUACUUCCAUUUCCAAAGAAGACGUCGCCGGAAAAGUCGUCUUGAUUGUUGGAGCAUCUUCCGGUAUCGGCGAGCAUGUGGCGUAUGAGUACGCCACAAGAGGUGCAUGUUUAGUUCUGGCAGCUAGAAGAGAGAAGAGCCUCGGUGAAGUUGCCGAAACCGCUCGAUCACUCGGUGCGCCGGAAGCGAUCACCAUUCCGGCUGAUGUUUCCAAUAUUGAUGACUGUAAGCGACUAAUCAAAGAAACUAUCAAUCAUUUUGGACAAUUGAAUCAUUUGGUGAAUUGUGCUGGGGUGACUCCAAUGAGCAUGCUAGAAGAGAUCACAGAUAUUACUAGCAUCACUCCAGUCAUGGACAUUAACUUCUGGGGCUAUGUCUAUAUGACAUAUCUUUCAAUUCCACAUUUGAGAAGGAGCAAAGGGAAAAUUGUAGUCAUUGCUUCAUCUGCUUCAUGGAUACCUGCACCAAGAAUGAGCUUAUAUAAUGCAAGCAAAGCAGCUGUUGUAAGCUUCUACGAGUCAUUGAGGAUGGAACUUGGUUCCGAAGUUGGAAUCACAAUCGUGACUCCAGGGUUAACCGAAUCAGAAAUCACUCAAGGCAAAAUCAUGAAUAAAGACGGUCAGAUGGUUGUUGAUCAAGAUUUGAGAGACGCGGAAAUGAGCAUUAUGCCAAUAGAGAUGGCUGCAGCUACUGCUCGGGGUAUUGUGGAGGGUGCUUGCCGAGGAGAUGUUUACUUGGCGGUACCAUGGUGGGUCCAGACGACGGUGUAUUGGGUGGCGUUUUUCCCAGAGUUGGUUGAGUGGGUGAACCGCUGGUUCUUGUAUGUGGAGCCUGGGGCCUCACCGUUGGAUGCACCUAGCAAGAAGCUAUUGGAUGUGCCUGGACUGAGGCAUGUCUCGCAGCCAUCUUCUGUGUGGUCUUCUGAGUUGAAGGAAUGAUUACAUGUACUCAUUGAUGUUAAGUUUUUGUGGUUGUCGUGUGUGGGUCGAUAUUGUAUUAUACAAUGCCAGGGAGGAAGCUUAUAUGUCAAGACUAAAUGAUAUUAAUUAAAACCCUUAAUUGUCUUGUGUAGGUUCGUUGCUAGAUCCAUAAUAUUAUGUUCCCGUUUCUGUUUAGAAUUUCCAAUGGUUGGAUCUUUCCAUAUAGUGUGGUUUUUGUUUUUUCGCCUUAGCUUAAGUAAAUCCGACUUGUUUUAAUCUUGAUAGCCAAUAUUCAUGGUCUCGUGUGACAGAGGCGUGAAUCUGUUGUGGA
Helianthus annuus (common sunflower) is the source of this 1441-nucleotide messenger RNA. RefSeq names its product 11-beta-hydroxysteroid dehydrogenase 1A. The transcript has 6 exons. The record is from RefSeq and is a predicted model, not a curated record. NCBI's taxonomy places the organism in Eukaryota, Viridiplantae, Streptophyta, Magnoliopsida, Asterales, Asteraceae. Gene Ontology annotation, molecular function: oxidoreductase activity. Bases 82 to 1128 code for a protein of 348 amino acids.